GCGAAUCGCGCGCGGACACUGCUUCCUCGAGCUUCCGCGCGGGCGAUCGCGUUCAGUCGGCGCUUGUCGCUCGUGAAAAUCGGUGGUCCCGCGUUCGCCAGUGUUGCGUUGUGCAAUCGGCCAGCCGAUUUCGCCGGUAAAAGCCAGUCCACAAUUGGCAUCGCGAGAUCAUCGGCAUUCUCUCUUUUUCCCGGCGGCUAGACGCGUAUUUUUAGAGCGGACAGCUACGAUUCGCACGUCCCGCGAACGGAUCGUGCGCUUCCGACGACGUGCUGAGAUGUUUGGCGGCGGUUCACACACUGUAGCCACGGACUAGCAACAGAACGCGUCAGUUCAGCUUUGAAAACACGAGAUAACGAAACGAGGCAAGAAAUUCGACGAGAGCAGAUCGAAAAUGGUAAGGGUCUGGAUCGCAAUUUGUUGCGCCGUCGCGGCUUUGUCCAAUGGGGUCGUCGGUAAUCCUGUUCCGCAGGAAGAUGGAGGGCUCACCCUCAGGAUCGUUCACACAAACGACAUGCACUCGAGAUUCGAGCAGACAUCGAGAUUAUCCAGCCUCUGCUCGCCGAAGGAUGCGAAGGAAGGGAAAUGUUACGGAGGGUUCGCGAGAAUGGCAACCCUUAUUCGACAGGCGAGACAAUCGUCUGUUCCUUGUAUCUUUCUGAACGCAGGGGACACUUAUCAAGGGUCCAUAUGGUACAACGUCUACAAAUGGAAAAUAGUUGCCAAGUUCCUCAACCUGUUGGCUCCAGACGCCGCGAGUCUGGGUAACCACGAGUUCGACGACGGAGUCGACGGUCUGGUCCCGUUCAUCCAGAACGCGUCGUUUCCCAUCGUCACGUCGAAUCUCGACCUAAGUAAGGAGCCUAAACUAGCAGCCACCAACCUGUUGAACAGCGUCGUGUUGACGGUUAGCGGAACGAAGAUCGGCGUGAUCGGUUAUUUGACCCCCGACACCAAAAUGAUCUCCCGCACGGAGGAAGUGAUCUUCCUGGAUGAAGUUGAGAGUAUCCGCAGGGAGGCGAAGGAGCUGAAGAAGCAGGGUGUCAACAUCCUAAUCGCUCUAGGACACUCCGGCUUCAGCGUCGACAAGAAAAUCGCGAAGGAAGUGGAGGACAUCGAUCUCGUGGUCGGUGGCCACACCAACACGUUCCUUUACAAUGGUAAACAGCCCGACCUCGAAGUACCCGAAGGCCUCUAUCCGACGGAGGUGACGCAGAAAAGCGGCAGAAAAGUGUACGUGGUCCAGGCGUACGCGUACACCAAGUAUCUCGGCAACUUCACCGUGAAGUUUAAUCCCGCGGGCGAGGUGACCGAGAUCAAAGGCAACCCCGUGCUGGUUGACAGCAGUAUCGAGCAGGCACAAGAUGUCUUGAAUGAGCUGGAACAAAUGAGGGGAGCAAUUGAUAAUGUUAGUCUGACAGUGGUUGGGAAGACUCGUGUUCUUCUCCAGGGAGACAGUAAAAUCUGCAGACGCAUGGAAUGUAAUCUUGGUAAUUUGAUUACUGAUUCCAUGAUCGAUUAUAAUGCUGGAGAAUAUGGAGGCAAGGAUGGUUGGACAGAUGCUGCUAUAGCUUUGCAGAACAGUGGAAGUAUUAGAACUUCCAUCACCAGAAACAAUGAUGAUAUAGUUACCAUGGGAGAUGUUCUCAGUGUGCUACCAUUCAACAAUAUUAUAUUGAAGGUGCAAAUGACUGGGGAGCUGAUUCUAUCUGUUUUAGAGUGGAGUGUUUACAAUUUAGAAAUAGAUACGACUACAGAUUUAUUUGGUGCAUUUGUACAGUUCUCAGGUCUUCAGGUAGUCUACGAUUUAACUCAACCAAAAAAUUCAAGGGUGGUAUCAGUACAAGUGCAAUGUGCAUCUUGUAGUAUUCCAUCAUAUAGUGAACUUAAAAGAAAUGAAACAUAUACUGUACUUGUUCCUGAUUUUAUGCAGACUGGUGGAGAUGGAUAUGUUAUGUUAAAGGAUCUUAAGACUCAAUCAUUAGGUAUAACUACUGCACAUACGCUUGUUGAAUACUUUGAGAAACACAGUCCAGUGCAUCCAAGUGUUGAAUGGAGGAUUAAUUAUGCAAAUAAACAGCAAUUCAAUGGUUCUAAUAAGUUAUAUGACUCUGUUGGGUUAACAAUCUUUUUACCAAUAAUUAGCUGGUUACUUUUAAGAUAAAUUAAUAAGUAGAAAUGCACAUUAAGUAGGUAGUCGGGAUUUAACAGUAUUUGAAACUUAAUAGUCUAUAUAAUUCGAAGCUCUUUUAUGUGCAUCCUAUCUACUACUUCUCUACCUCAAAUUGCAUAAUUUAAUUUUAAGCUUUAGUACCUAAAGAUUUUAUUUACCAAGUACUUUAUAAUAAAUUGGUAUAGAUCAAUUGGCGCUUUAAUUAAUUUUUCAAUUACUAAUAAUCUCUAAAUUUUAUAAUUUCUGGAUCUCUAUCAGUUUGUAAUUAAAAAUAUAUAAAUAUACCACAGCAUACAUAUAUUUAUGUAAAAUGAGUAUCUAUUUAUAAUUAUAUAUAUAUACAUAUAAUAUCAUAUGAUGAAAAAAUCCAUAAGCAUCUGCAAUCUACUUAUAAUAUGUUAAUUGUUGCAUUAACAUUGUAAACAGCAGUCUCAUGAAAAAGUUAUUUAAGAAAUCAGACUUAUUUUUUCUUACAAAUUGACAAUCACGAUUAAUAUAAAAUAUACAGAAAAGAGUAUAUUUACAGUUUAGGAAUUUCAAAUAUAUUUCCUUGUGAGCAAUACACUUGUUUCAACGUUUCUCUCACAUUGAGCAUUUCCAGACAGGGCGUUGGUACUAACUUAUGUAAAAUUUUAAUCAUUUUCAAUAAGUCGUUUAAAAUAUAAGGUUUAUCCGCUGUAUUUCCCUCGGUAACAAUAUCGACAUAUGUGUUGAAUUUCCUUAAUGUCUGAUUAAGUUUUCUCAAGUCUUUGGUGUUUUUAACAAAACUCUAUGGCCAAACAUACAAAGAAUAAAAUUUAUUAAACUGAUAAAAUCUUACUGACUACUUAAUUAUUGAGUGACUUACCGCAUACGGUUUCAUAUUAUAAUACAGUGGCCAAUCUUCUUGGCAUGCUACACAAUUACAGUCAAAGAAAUAUCUCUCUGAAAGUGCUCUUUGCCUUUCUACUUUUGAAUUGAGUUCAUGACAGUCACCAUAAUUAUCAAAUAUCUUAAAGGGAAGAAUUGAUAUUGGUAACUUUAUAAUAAUAUAACUUUUAUAUAAUUAUUUAACAAUGUUAUUAUAUACCUGUUCACCUUGUUUAAUGGGACAUAGUACAUAAAUAAUUAGAUCUUUACUCCUUGAAAGUCUCAUUACAUUUAAAGAGCAACUGUGAUUAAACAAACUGCAAAAUGGCAAAGCUGCAAUACCACGUGUAAUAGUGUCCAGUCCAUAUUCCUCUGUGAACUAUACAAGUACACUAUUCAAUUUUGAGUUUUCUAUUAACAAGAGAAUAAGUAGUUAUUAAGUUACAACAUACCGUAUGCAUAUUACUAGGAAUCACCUGUUGAUGUCUCAAUAUGAGACUUCCCACAAAUAGGACAUCAGGAUUUUUCAUCAAUACAGACAGAUCUUUCUGUAAUGGGCUUCCAAACAUGUCAGUGCAUGUUGCCAAAAAGUAUAAAGUGAAACAAGCGUCUAAAGAUUUUCUAAAUAAAUCAUCUACCGUACGUUUUUCACUAUUGGUUACAAGACUCAAUAUACUUCUGUACUGAUUACUUUCGAAAAUCCCAUUCUUAGAAAAGCCUUUUCUACGUAGAUCUGAAAGUUUUGAGCAUCAAUA
This is a messenger RNA of Nomia melanderi (Alkali bee), 3777 nucleotides long. RefSeq names its product protein 5NUC. The record is from RefSeq and is a predicted model, not a curated record. Gene Ontology annotation, biological process: AMP catabolic process. Lineage: Eukaryota; Metazoa; Arthropoda; Insecta; Hymenoptera; Halictidae. Gene Ontology annotation, cellular component: plasma membrane. Gene Ontology annotation, molecular function: nucleotide binding; 5'-nucleotidase activity; metal ion binding.